Pipistrellus kuhlii (Kuhl's pipistrelle) is the source of this 891-nucleotide messenger RNA. RefSeq names its product natural cytotoxicity triggering receptor 3 (gene NCR3). Gene Ontology annotation, biological process: natural killer cell activation; immune response-activating cell surface receptor signaling pathway; positive regulation of natural killer cell mediated cytotoxicity. Lineage: Eukaryota; Metazoa; Chordata; Mammalia; Chiroptera; Vespertilionidae. The coding region runs from base 167 to 814 and encodes 215 amino acids. The record is from RefSeq and is a predicted model, not a curated record. The transcript has 3 exons.
CCCCUCCGCCAUGCACUUCCUGCCCACGGUGCCAGGAGCCAGGUCCUCGGGGAGUGAGGGGUGAGUCCUGUGUGUCACAGAAGGCUCCACGGCGUCGGUGACCAAGGCCUGCUCAGCGGUCGCUCCUCCUCGGCCAGCCUCGCUCUCAGGCCCCUCGUCCGAUGGAAUGCCCUCCCGCACGGCCUGGACGCUGCUGCUGGCCUUCACCACGCUCCCCCCAGCGCCCUGUGUUCUCCGGGUGUCCCAGCCCCCUGAGGUCCGCGCCCAGGAGGGUGCCGCUGUCCUCCUGCCCUGCUCCUUCAACGCCAGCUCAGGGACGGCCGCCAUCGGCUCUGUCACGUGGUACCGGGACACGGUGGCCCCGGGGAAGGAAGUGAGGAAUGGGACCCUGGAGUUCAGGGGCCGCCUGGCCCCCCUGGCCUCUUCCCGCUUCCUCCGGGACCACCAGGCGGAGCUGCGCAUCGGGGACGCCCGAGGCGGGGACGCCGGCCUGUACGUGUGCAGGGUGCAGGUGCUGGGCCUGGGUGCCGGGACCGGGACCGGGACUCUGCUGGUGGUGGAGACAGGACCGCGCGGGACAGGGGCCCUCACAGCCCUGCUCCUUCGGGCCGGAUUCUGUGCCUUCAGCUUCCUCUCCGUGGCCGUGGGCAGCACCAUCUAUUACCGCGGCCGGAGUGAGCCAGGGCGCGGGGAUCGUGGCCGAGGAGAAGGAGCAGCGAGCGAGCUGGAGGGCGCAGAGGAGGCCACGGCGAGAGGAGGGUCGCAGCUGCCUCACAGCCAGGCCACUGCCGCCUGGGACACUGCCGCCUCUUGAUGCCUCUGAGUGACCCCAGGCCCCAGUGACCCCAGCUCUUCAGGGGACCCCAAUAAAUCGGCCCACCACUAACUUCC